Zophobas morio is the source of this 1768-nucleotide messenger RNA. RefSeq names its product equilibrative nucleoside transporter 3-like. The transcript is spliced from 7 exons. Lineage: Eukaryota; Metazoa; Arthropoda; Insecta; Coleoptera; Tenebrionidae. Gene Ontology annotation, cellular component: plasma membrane. The record is from RefSeq and is a predicted model, not a curated record. Bases 397 to 1704 code for a protein of 435 amino acids. Gene Ontology annotation, molecular function: nucleoside transmembrane transporter activity. Gene Ontology annotation, biological process: nucleoside transmembrane transport.
GAGGCUGGGGCUUGUAGUACCUAUAAUAAAAUACAUAUGUGGCAGAUUGUAGCAGACGUAGAUUAAAUUAUGCGAAAAUUUGCAUGACUCCAGACCCAAAUAACUAAUGAAUGGUUUCAUUUAGGCAAUAAUCAAAUGAACAAAGUAAUAUCAACAAUUAAAGCAUCAUUUUAUGCAAAAGUUACCCAAAGUUCUACACUUACUUCAACUAAGAAAUAAACACAGCAGAAAUGAUGCUGUGUUGAGUACAUAGUUAUCAGAGAUCUCCAUUCCAAUCUUAGUAACAAUUAGUGUAGAUCUGAAGAUAAUUCCACUCACCUGAUCAAUAAAAGCGGUUGCUAUCAUAACGGCAUAUAGUGUUCGAGAGGAGGCAAUCUCGAAAACUGCCCUCCAAACAUGACCCGAGAACUACAGAAAAAACCAAAAGUGAAACUAAACGUCAACACUGAUGCCGAAAAAAAUGAAAAAGCAAAUUUAGACCCUCCCGAGGAUAAAUUCUACAUUAUUUACGUGCUAUUUUUCCUUCUGGGUUUAGUUCAAAUUUUACCAUGGACUUUCUUCAAUAACGCCAAUGGAUUUUGGAUGUACAAAUUUCGAAAUACAACCAUCAACGAGACUGACUCCGAAUUUAGAACGGAUCUGCAAGCCCAGUUCAAUGCUGCGAUAAUGAUAACACUCCAAGUGUCUCAAGUCGCAUUUCUGAUCAUUGGAUUACUUUUCGGUAGAUUUAUUAAAGUUAGAGUGAGAUUUAUUGGAAUCUUGGCUAUUAUCGUACUUCUCUUUAUCAUUCUAACAGCCUUCGUUAAGAUCGACACUGAUUCUUGGCAAGAAGGGUUCUUUGCGAUGGUGUUGGCAAUCACCUUCACCAUAAAUUCCCUGAAUUCAGUCUUCACCAUCACCAUAUACACAGCAAUAUCCAAUUUCCCUCAUCACUAUUUAGCCCCUUACCUCGCCGGGUGUGGAAUAUCCACGACUUUCACCGCCCUUCUUCAGCUUCUUUCACUAGCAACAGGACUUUCAGUUGAGGAUAGUGCUCUAGUGUACUUCCUUUUGGGUGCUUUUGUAGUCGGUUUCACCUUAACUUUCGUUGCAAUUACAACAGGUCGUAAUCAGUUUUAUUUGUACUACAUGAAGAACUACACAACGGACCAAGAAGAAAAGCGCGUUGGUUUCAGAGAGGGAGUUCGCCUGUUUAAAAAGGUGUGGUCUUGUAUUGCUAUGAUGGGUCUGUUCAUGUUUACGACAAACAUGUCACCCACUACUUUGGUGGUUUCGGAAGGAGAAGGAAAUGGUCCUUGGAAUGAUAAAUAUUUUGUUCCUACGAUUACUUUCUUGCUUUAUGCUCUCUGUGAUUUACUUGGACGGACUCUGUCGUUUCGAUUUGCUCCUAAGAAUUUACCCGGCUUCGGAUGGGUAUUCGUCGCUUUUGUCAGAGCGGUAGUGAUAUUUCCACUGUUAAUGUUGUGUAAUCUUCAACCUCGACACAAUCUCCCGGUACUGUUACCUCAUGAUUAUCAGUAUAUCCUUAUUAUGAUAGCAGGAGCUACCUCUGGUGGAUACAUAGUCAGUCGUUCUACUUAUAACAUCGCAAGUUUGGUUAAACCUGAAGAACUGAAAGAUGCUUAUCAUGUACAAAUGUUGUGCAUAGGAGUGGAAAUAGGUAUACUAUCUUUUCUGACUAUAGUGUCUGUUGACAUAUUGUAAAACUGACGUCCACCAAUUUUUUUUCGACAAGAUGAAAUAAUCGAAAAAAGAUGAAAAUAACAGA